Messenger RNA from Ambispora gerdemannii, 425 nucleotides. The record is from the annotation of a GenBank genome assembly. NCBI's taxonomy places the organism in Eukaryota, Fungi, Glomeromycota, Glomeromycetes, Archaeosporales, Ambisporaceae.
GUUUAAAAAAUGCCAAAACUGCCACGGUGGAAUUAGUAUUUAACAAAUUACAUCCUAAAUAUCAUAAACCAAUUAAAAGUAAAAAAAAAAUUCAAGCCCAUAAUGAAGAAAAUCAAUUGCAAUUGGGAGAUAAAGUAGUAAUUAAAAGUAGUCGUCCCUACUCAGCCACCAAAAGGUUUUUAUCAAUUUUAUCAGUAGCCGACAAUUCUGGAGCCAAAAAAAUAUUAGUAAUCCGUUGUUUAGGCGGUUCUAAUCGCCGAUACGGUCGGAUUGGUGAUUUGGUGAAGGCAACGGUAAAAAAAGCUGAUCCUCAUGCGAGUAUCAAAAAGAGUCAAAUAAAUUAUGCUGUUUUAGUAAAAGAAGACGGUAAAGAGCCAGUAGGAACCCGCAUAUUUGUUCCUUUGUUAGCUGAAUUUGACCAGUGA